Prunus mume (Japanese apricot) is the source of this 2246-nucleotide messenger RNA. Its product is annotated as HIT zinc finger and PAPA-1-like domain-containing protein. The record is from RefSeq and is a predicted model, not a curated record. Gene Ontology annotation, biological process: chromatin remodeling. NCBI's taxonomy places the organism in Eukaryota, Viridiplantae, Streptophyta, Magnoliopsida, Rosales, Rosaceae. Gene Ontology annotation, cellular component: Ino80 complex.
AAGAACAGGAUAAUGGACAAGGCGGUAAUAACCCAACAAAAACCCAGCACUAAUCAAUUUACAACAAUGGUGAAAACUUUGGUUCCCUGCGAAGCAAACCCUAAUUUUAACUCAGUUCUCCUCUCCACAUCUGGUGCUCCAAUCACCUUGCACCACCUAUUCAAGAAAACCCAAUUCGAAUUCUUUAAGUCUGACCUGAUCAGGGUCAUCUUGUCGGUGAUAAUCUAAGGGUUCUCUGAGGAUUUUCGUUGCCUAGCUUACCCAUAAAGCUCUCUUUGUGGGCAAAUAUAGGCAGCGCUAGGAUUGUUUUUAGCCGUGAUUACGAUGGAGGGUUUUGGAGGCUUGGGAUUCAAUGAUGUAACCAAUGCUGUGAGGAAGAAAAGGAGUAACACAUCUCGUCGUCCUCGGAAUGAGUCACCGCUGCCUUUCGAUAAUCGAGAUACCAUGUCAUCAACGCCUCCUUCAGAAGAUGUAAGCAAAUUGUCAAGUGAUGAUAAUAACGAUUAUGGUUCAAUUACUCAAAAGAGGGAUAUCAAUCUGAACCUAUGCAGUGCAAGGGCUUCAUUUAGUAACAUUAUUGAAGCUGAAUCUGCCCAGAAUAUGAAUAAAAGUGAAGGAGGAGGAUCCGGAGAAUCUGAUGAAGCUUCCAAUGAUGGUUCUUUUCGAGGCAGUAACGACCAUAGGCAUAGGGAGAUUGAUUCACAAAGGUCCAGCAAGGGUGCACUUGCACCUGCUAAUUGGAAAGGUACAAACAAGGUUGGUCCUUUUGGAGUUGUUUCAGAUUGCUCAGAGAAUGAGAAUAAAGUGAAAAUGGUUAAGCUUAAAGUUGGUAAUGUUACACGCACAAUUCAGGCCAAGCCUACAUCUGAUGGUGCAUCUGCUGUUGGGUCGUCUUCUAUAAAAUCUUCUCAUAUUUCAGAUGCCCCUCGACCACGUCAGAAGUUGAUUCUUCAGGAGAACUCAGAUGACAAUCGUUCCUUUAGUUCAGAUAAAGGAAGUGGGUUACGAGGAGUCCCAUGGAAGGAUUUAUCUAAAAGCGUCACUGAUGUUGGGAAGGCUGAUUCUUCAAGGGGUGGGAUGCCUGAAGAACCUGUUCGCAAGAGCAAACGGGUCCCUAAGAGACGCUUGUUGGAUGCAGUUGAUGAUGGAGAUGAUGAUGACGUGGAAGUUCGAUACCUUGAAAAACUCAAAACAUCUAAGAUUACUUCAGAUCACAGUGUGGAAUACAAUGAAGAUGAGGAAAGAAAAAGCAGAAAAGAAAGGAAGAUUUCAACGGUGAUGAAGGGGAGUGGUGUUGGCCAGUUCAGUGUAGAUUUGGGAGGUUAUGGCAUCUCAAAAUCAGGCAAGGAGAGUAGGAAGUCUAGAGGAGGAAGAAUAUCUGAUGAUACUGAUUAUGAAGAAGAGGAAGAACCUGCCUCUGAUGGCGAGCCCAGUACUAAGAGGAAAAAAUUGAGAAAGGAGUUUGUUGAAUCAUCCUCAUAUAAUAAGGAGAUGACAGUCACUACUCGUCAAAGGGCUCUUAAAACUGGAAAUAAUGUCGCUUCCAGCUUAGGUGCAAGUCCAAUUGAGUUCCCCAACGGGUUGCCCCCUGCUCCACCAAGAAAGCAAAAAGAGAAACUCUGUGCACUGGAGCAGCAAAUCAAGAAAGCAGAGGCUGCUGAGAGACGUAGGAUGCAAGUAGAGAAGGCAGCUAGAGAAUCUGAGGCUGAGGCAAUCAGAAAGAUUUUGGGCCAAGAUUCAAGUAGGAAGAAACGAGAAGACAAGAUAAAGAAACGGCAAGAAGAUCUGGCACAGGAAAGGGCUGCAAAUGCUUUCAUACUUCCAUCAGAUUCUGUUCGAUGGGUGAUGGGUCCAUCAGGAUCGAUCGUCACUUUCCCUGAUGAAAUGGGCUUGCCAGCUAUAUUCGACUCCAAGCCUUGCAGUUACCCUCCUCCUCGUGAGAAGUGCGCAGGGCCAUAUUGUAGAAAUCCAUACAAGUACCGUGAUUCGCAGUCAAAGCUCCCUCUGUGCAGUCUCCAAUGCUACAAGGCGAUACAUGAGAAAACGGCCCCUCUAUCUGCCUGUUAAUUUGGUGAAAUUGACUUUUGCAGAACCUCAGGACAUUGGGACAAUGCUGCAGCAUUUCAUGUGUACUUUUAAUUCAAUAUAUAUAGUAUGUACUGUAUAUAUAGAUGGAAGUGAUACAAUUUUUAUAUACACAACUCAUACUUAAACAACUGCCUAUUUCAUAGAAAAUUCGAAGCUUC